AUGUUUAGUGCGUCAAGUCGUGGCCAAUCGUUUAUCGUGACAAAGGUAAUUUACAAAAGUGUUUCUAAAAUAAAAUUACCCAGGUUAAAAGCAAACAACUUAUAUAUAUUAGAAAUAGCGAGGUCUUCUCUGUAAAAUUUUAGUAAUGAUAUACCCAAAAGUCAUACAUGGUAUUAUUUACCAUCGUGGUUAAUAGCAAUUUGUUUUUUGAGUAGCGUUGUUGAAAAAAAGUUACUUAGGUCCUGGAGAAAUCCGCUGAGACGUUAGUGUAUAUCCUAAGCUUGCUUCCAAUAUGAUUGUUUAAUUGGAACAAUAAAAAACAAAUGGCUCUAUUUUUACAUACAUUUAUUCAGAUAUUACUUUCUUCUGAAGAAGGCCAUACACACGAAGUAGACAAUAUUUGUUAAAUUUUUUUUUAUAAUAUUAGAAUUAAAGAUACGAGUACAUAUGAGCUGCCGUAUCAUCACGUGUCUUGUCUUUAUUGUAUCGACCUUAACCUGUGCUGAAGGCAAGUUCCCUAGACUUUGUACAUCCUUGGCGAGUCUGAAAAACAAGAAAUGUUGUCCAAUCCCAAAAGGCUUUAGUGCGCCAUGCGGUAAUGAUGGAAACAGAGGUAGACGCCAGGAAUUGGUCAUUCCUGAUUGGUCCCUCAAGUACAGUCAUUACCAACCUUUGCAGGAAGACGACGAGCGCCAUAACUGGCCUCAUGCUCUUUACCUUAAAACGUGCAAAUGCAAUUCAAACUUUGCUGGACGUGACUGCAGUAAGUGCGAGUUUGGCUACUAUGGCAAAGACUAG
Messenger RNA from Porites lobata, 798 nucleotides. NCBI's taxonomy places the organism in Eukaryota, Metazoa, Cnidaria, Anthozoa, Scleractinia, Poritidae. The record is from the annotation of a GenBank genome assembly.